AUGGCUCUGAGCGCUAGGGCUCUUGCCUUCUCGGUGGAAGCCUUGGUGGGAAGACCCAGGAAAAGAAAACUGAAAAAUCAAAAAGAGGAGACGCAGCCUGAACUGCUGAAGAAAGAGGGCGGAGAGGAGGAGGAGAGAAGGAACAGUGCCGCAGGGAAGAAGAGGGAGCAGCCCGCAGGAAAGCGACCCAAGACAGAGCCUUCAGCAACUGCUUUCUCAGCUUGUAGCGGCAGCGACAGUGAUGACCAUGACCAGAACAGAGGCAAUAAUCUAGGAGAGAAAGGUCCUAUCCAAAUAGAGCUUCAAGGAUCCGAACUGUGGAAGAGAUUUCAUGACAUCGGGACUGAGAUGAUCAUUACCAAAGCUGGCAGGCGGAUGUUCCCCUCUGUUCGAGUCAAAGUGAAAGGGCUGGACCCAGGGAAGCAGUACUAUGUGGCCAUUGACAUGGUGCCAGUAGAUUCCAAACGUUAUAGGUAUGUGUACCACAGCUCGCAGUGGAUGGUAGCUGUGAAUACAGAUCACUCCUGCAUCACUCCCAGGUUCUAUGUUCACCCGGACUCCCCCUGCCCUGGAGAGACCUGGAUGCGGCAGAUCAUCAGCUUUGAUAGAUUGAAACUCACCAACAAUGAGAUGGAUGACAAAGGCCAUGUAAUCAUGCACAAGUACAAGCCCUGUGUGCAUGUGAUGGAACAGGACAGCAAAGGUGACUUGUCCUGGAUUCAGUCCCUGCCCAUUGAAGGGGUUAAAACGUUCUUCUUUAAAGAAACUGAGUUCACCACAGUGACUGCUUACCAAAACCAGCAGAUUACCAAACUGAAAAUAGACAGGAAUCCUUUUGCUAAAGGAUUUAGAGAUCCUGGAAGAACCAGGGGUGUAUUGGAUGAGCUUUUAGAGACCUACCCAUGGAGGCCUUCUCUCACUCUGGAUUUUAAAACUUUUGGUGCAGAUACACAAAGUGGAAGCAGUGGCUCAUCUCCAGUUACCUCUGGUGGAGGAACUCCUCCUUUGAACUCCUUGCCUUUUCUGCCCUACUCUCUGCCUAAGUUUCACUUAUCUACAAGCUCCUUUGGAAGGCCCUGUCCAGAGGUGUAUCUGCACAAUAUCAACCUGCCCCUCUGCUGCAAGAUUUGCCCAAAUAACUUUUGGCGACAGCAGCAUUUUGUCUUGCCACCUCCUGAAAGACUGGCAAGCAGAAACAGUUCUCAGUGUUUAGCCCCACCCAUGAUGGAACUUUCCACAUUAUCUUCUCUGGGAUUUGCUAACUCAAAAAAUGGUCCAUUUGAAGACUUCAAAGGGCAGUGUCUACAGGCACCUAAUUCUUCCAAUCAAAUGUUGUAUGUAUUACAGUCACCUGGAAAUAUUUUAUCACCAAACUCCAUUGCCCAGGAAGCAACGGGUUGCUCUCUCCAUUUUUCCUAUGGUUUUUAUAGGUACAAUUCAGUGCCAUCUAGACUGGUAAAUGUUGCCAAUCAUCUCAAAGUGAAUGACAAUAGUCACGUUUCUUUUGGAGAAGCUAAAUGCAAUCAUGAUUAUUGGUGUCCAUCAAUUAAUAAUUGCCUUUAA
Hyaena hyaena (striped hyena) is the source of this 1563-nucleotide messenger RNA. It is a transcript of the gene TBX22, whose product is annotated as T-box transcription factor 22. The transcript has 8 exons. The record is from RefSeq and is a predicted model, not a curated record. The coding region runs from base 1 to 1563 and encodes 520 amino acids. Gene Ontology annotation, biological process: regulation of transcription by RNA polymerase II; positive regulation of DNA-templated transcription; cell fate specification. Gene Ontology annotation, molecular function: RNA polymerase II cis-regulatory region sequence-specific DNA binding; DNA-binding transcription factor activity, RNA polymerase II-specific. Gene Ontology annotation, cellular component: nucleus. Lineage: Eukaryota; Metazoa; Chordata; Mammalia; Carnivora; Hyaenidae.